UGAGGAAAGCCGGCUCCGGGUUCUUGGGCCGGGCGCCGCCAGGGGCUUCGCUGGGCUCGUCGGCCCUGCCGGCCUUUUCCUGCUGUGCUAUAUAGUGUUGGAGGGAUUGUUUUAACCCCAGAAGCCUAGUCAAGCCAAUGCACCUCAUGUUAGAUGCAAGGACACAAGAAAUGAAGCCGUGUUAACAGGAUUAAAAGUGACUGACUUCUCUUCCUCAAGCCCUUCUUUCUCCUUCAACAUGGCUGGGGGCAUUACAGAUACGGGGGAGCUCUACUCUCCAUAUGUUGGCCUGGUUUACAUGUUCAAUCUCAUAGUUGGAACAGGUGCUCUGACUAUGCCCAAAGCCUUUGCUACUGCUGGUUGGCUUGUCAGCCUCAUCCUAGUAAUGUUCUUGGGGUUCAUGAGCUAUAUGACAACAACUUUUGUAAUGGAGGCUAUGGCUGCAGCAAACGCCCAGCUUCGCUGGAAGAGAAUGGAAAAGCAUAAGGAAGGUGAUGAUGAUGACUCUUCGUCUGGAGUUUCUGAUAGUGAUGUUCUUCUCCCAGAUAACUAUGAAAGAUCAGAGACACGACCUAUCCUAUCUAUUCAGAGACGAGGAACACCAAAUGUUUUUGAAAUCACUGAAAGGAUAGAAAUGGGUCAGAUGGCCUCCAUGUUCUUCAACAAAGUCGGAGUCAAUUUAUUUUAUGUCUGUAUAAUUAUCUACCUCUACGGUGAUCUGGCAAUAUAUGCAGCUGCUGUUCCAGUUUCUCUCAUGCAGGUGACUUGUAGUGUGACGGGCAAUCAUUCAUGCAGUGUUGAAAAUGCUACGAAGUGUAAUGACACAGACAGGUGCUGGGGCCAGAUCAGAAGGAUCGAUGCUUACAGGAUAUAUCUGGCAGCGUUUACCCUUCUCUUGGGCCCAUUCACCUUUUUUAAUGUACAGAAAACUAAGUAUCUGCAAAUAAUGACAUCAUUAAUGAGGUGGAUAGCAUUUAUCAUCAUGAUCAUUUUAGCCCUCCUCCGCAUUGCCAAGGGACAAGGGGAAGGUCACCCUCCCCUGGCACAGCUUUCUGGAAUCCGCAAUCUCUUUGGUGUCUGUGUUUAUUCCUUCAUGUGCCAGCACUCCUUGCCAUCCCUCAUUACUCCCAUUUCCAAGAAGAAACAUGUCAACAAGUUGGUCCUGCUGGAUUACAUCUUAAUCCUGGGUUUCUACAGCCUCCUGUCCUUCACUGCUAUCUACUCCUUCCGCAACGAGACUCUCAUGGACAUGUACACGCUCAACUUUACCAACUGUGACAUAGUCAAUAUUGCCAUUAUCCGCUACUUCCUUGGCCUCUUUCCUGUCUUCACCAUCAGUACCAACUUUCCUAUCAUUGCUGUGACUCUGAGAAACAACUGGAAGACUCUUUUCCAUCGGGAAGGGGGCACCUACCCAUGGGUAGUAGAUAGGAUAUUCUUCCCAGUCAUCACACUAAUCCCCCCUAUUAUUGUGGCUUUUUGCACUCAUGAUUUGGAGUCCUUGGUGGGCAUUACGGGAGCCUAUGCUGGGAAUGGAAUUCAGUACAUCAUCCCUGCUUUCUUAGCGUACUGCAGCCGAAAAGACACUCAGCUGGUCUUUGGAAGUGGCACACUCAAUAAACAUUUGUCGCCUUUCCGGCACACAUUCUGGAUUUGGUUUGUGCUACUCUGGGGUAUGUUUUGUUUUCUUUUUGUGACUGCAAAUAUCAUCUUGACUGAAACAAAGCAAUAGAGAAAGCUGAAGGUAGCUUCUAAGACUUCUUUUCCCAGGCCUGCACCCUGACAAGAACUUUUCUAAACAAGCAGCUUGCUAAAUCUCUUGAGUGCAACUUUGGGUGCAUUCCCUUUUAAAAUCAGAAUUUCCCGUCAGUUUCUAAAGCUCUGGAUGUGAGCAUUCCAGCAGGCUGCCGUGGUUGCCCACUCUGACUUUUUUUGCUUUGACUACAGAUUUUCAUGCAGACUUGACUUCCUCUCUUGAGCUAUAAUAUGCCAGUGGUUGUUGGAUACGCAUCUCUUCCCCAAGAGUGAUGGAGAGGACCAACGUUGCUGUUACCAGUCAAGCAAGCAGCCAAUGAAUCAGGCAAGGAGUGAUGCUGAAUCAUGCUGAUAUUCCCUCUGAAGUGACUUUCCUGUCUCCCAACUAACAGGGGAGAAAAAUCAGGAGCCGGAUGGACACGGCUGGUUAAACAAGGCAUCAUGGCUGUUGACAUAUUGCACAGUUUGGAUGGGGUUGGGGCAGCCUACACUGUGGCCUGGGGAGACAGGAAUGGCAGUUUUUCCCCACUGCAGCAGCUCCCCUCCCCACCUCAGCGUUUGUUUCCUCCAUUUCUGUUUCAGCCUUUCCAGCACAAGUUUGCCUUGCUGCAUGUACGGGAUUAGACUCGCAGAUGCUGUUGUGGGUCCAAAUGAAUAUUUCCAUCUGAUAAACUUCUGUUCAUGUUUAUGUUUCCUGCACAUAACUUCUGGUCUCAGGUUUUCUUUCCUCGUGUGUUUAUAUCCAAUAUGUGGGUGAGCAGGAAGCGCAGUGAAGACUGACAGACUGGGUGGCCCAUGCCCCACAGUCCUCCAUUUCAGAGUCAUGGCAGUGUGCCCUGGCGGUAGCACUCACCACUUUUAUGGAUAUGAAGGUGUUAAUUACUUGCUGGUCAGGUAAUGUGAAAGCAGCUUCUGAGCUGGGCGCUUCCCAAAGUGGAGGGGUGCACUGAGCCUUGUCUCGAUGCAAAAUGAUAUGAGUGAGUGUAACCAGAGAAAAUAAAAUCAUGAUGGGAAGAGAAGACUUUCCUAAACCCA
Molecule: messenger RNA, 2790 nt
Organism: Varanus komodoensis (Komodo dragon)
Lineage: Eukaryota; Metazoa; Chordata; Lepidosauria; Squamata; Varanidae
Gene: SLC38A12
Product: transmembrane protein 104
Exons: 11
Coding region: 239-1732 (497 amino acids)
Source: RefSeq, a predicted model, not a curated record